UGAAUCAAAAAAACUUUUAGUAUUCAAGAGUUCUACAAUAUAUGAAUAUAGUCAUAUGGUGUAGAUGUCUUGUUUCUGAAGCUAACAUAAUAAGACAGGAUUGUGUAUGAACAUCAAUGAUAUAACAUCUUGCACAUCCAUAGUUCUUAUAGCCAAAGUUAACUAAUUUGAGAAAGACGUGGAGCUAGAGGGGUCUUUAAAUACACAUAUACUCCUCUAUCUUCUUUGAUUAACCAUCUGCCAGAAUAAUUAUUUUACAAAAAUUAUUUCAAAAUGCCACAUUCUUUCUCUCAUUUCUUCUUAAUCUCUCUUUUCCUUUACACCAAAUGUAUUGCGCAUCGCUACACUUUCACGGUUAAGGAAGUUCCAUAUAACAAAUUGUGUAGUACGAAGAAGAUUCUGACCGUUAACGGUCAGUUUCCUGGACCAGUUUUAAAGGUUUACAAAGGAGACACCAUUUACGUCAACGUUCGUAACCGAGCUAGUGAAAACAUCACAAUGCAUUGGCAUGGUGUAGAGCAGCCGAGAAACCCGUGGUCAGAUGGACCCGAAUACAUCACACAAUGUCCGAUUCGACCCGGAAGUGAUUUUAUGUAUGAAGUCAUCUUUUCCAUCGAAGACGCAACUGUUUGGUGGCAUGCGCAUAGCUCUUGGACACGAGCCACUGUACAUGGUCUUAUAUUCAUAUACCCUCGGCCCGGGACAUUCCUCCCUUUCCCAAAGCCGGACCACGAAAUUCCCUUAGUUCUUGGAGAGUGGUGGAAGGAAGAUGUGAGAGAGGUAGUAGAGCAGUUCAUAAGGACCGGAGCUGAUCCUAAUGUGUCCGAUGCUUUGACUAUCAAUGGACAUCCUGGUUUCUUGUAUCCUUGCUCUAAUUCAGAUACAUUCGAGCUCACGGUAGAGAAGGGCAAAACCUAUCGCAUUCGGAUGGUAAACGCCGCGAUGAACCUAAUCUUCUUCUUCUCAAUCGCAAAACACAGCCUCACCGUGGUUGCCGCCGAUGGACACUACACCAAACCUCUAAACGCUACUUACAUCACCAUAUCUCCAGGUCAAACGCUGGACGUCUUAUUACACGCGGACCAAAACCCAAAACGCACUUAUUACAUGGCAGCCAGAGCUUACCACAGCAGCCCCGUCAUCAGAUUCAACAACUCCACAACUAUCGGGAUCUUACGUUACAUCUCUUCAAGCAACGCCAAAACGUCAUCUUAUCCAAGCCUUCCUAAUUAUAAUGACACGUCAGCAGCGUUCGGAUUCUUUACGAACAUCAAAAGCUUAUACUCCGGACAAGUUCCAGUUAAAAUCUCACGUAGAAUAAUCUCAACGGUUUCACUAAAUCUUCUAGCGUGUCCUAACAACUCGUGCCAAGGUCCAAACGGGUUGAGAUUAGCGGCUAGUAUGAACAACAUAUCAUUCGUCACACCAAACCACGUAGACAUACUAAAAGCUUAUUACCUUCACAUUAAGGGCGUUUACGGAACGCGGUUUCCUGCGUUUCCGCCGCUGGUUUUCAAUUUUACCGCGGAGGAUCAACCGUUGAUUUUGCAGACUCCGAGACUUGCUACGGAAGUAAAGAUGAUUAAGUACGGAGAAGCGGUUGAAAUGGUUUUUCAAGGGACGAGUUUAGGUGGUGGUGGAAUCGACCACCCCAUGCAUUUGCAUGGUUUUAGCUUCUAUAUUGUUGGUUUUGGGUUUGGUAACUAUAACGUAACGAAAGAUCCGUCGUCGAACUAUAAUCUCAAAGAUCCUCCGUAUAGAAAUACGGCGACUGUGCCAAGAAACGGUUGGAUCGCUAUCAGAUUCAUAGCUAACAAUCCUGGGGUUUGGUUUAUGCAUUGUCACUUUGAUAGACAUCUCACGUGGGGUAUGAACGUUGUCUUCAUUGUCGAGAACGGCAGAGGAAUAAACCAGCAGAUGCUGCCUCCGCCGCCUGACUUACCGCCUUGUUACUAGUAAUUCAACUGUUACCAAUUUGAGUGUAAUGAAAGUCAUUGUAACUGAUGUAAUAAACUAAAUUUACCAAAGAUAUAAUCCU
Molecule: messenger RNA, 2038 nt
Organism: Brassica napus (rape)
Lineage: Eukaryota; Viridiplantae; Streptophyta; Magnoliopsida; Brassicales; Brassicaceae
Product: laccase-15
Exons: 6
Coding region: 274-1956 (560 amino acids)
Biological process (GO): lignin catabolic process
Cellular component (GO): apoplast
Molecular function (GO): copper ion binding; hydroquinone:oxygen oxidoreductase activity
Source: RefSeq, a predicted model, not a curated record